AUGCAGGUGUUUCUCACGCUGAAAAAUGGUGGCCCGCAUCCUAAAGGAGGAUCAUUUAUCCGGCCAAACAAGGCAAAUUUUGGAGUAGAUUUUCUUACUGCAGUAAAGGAUCGGUACGGAUUGAAUGAUAAGCAAGAUGUUCAAUAUGGGACAGAGAAUACAGUAGUAUUUGGAACGAAGACUGUGGAAUUCGUUGGCAUGGAUUCUGUUGCAGAACAGCAAAGACAACUGAACAAACUGGUAGAUAUCUCGGUGCGUGAGUGUGCAGUGAGCCAUGCUGGUCAGACAGAGGAAAUCAGCAGAACGUGUGCCAAUAUGAGGCAUAUAAACCUAUCAAAAAAUUUGAUAUCGUCUUGGGAGACAGUAAUAGAUAUUGCUUCUCAAGUUCAGAAUCUGGAAACACUUAAUGUCAGUGAAAACAAAAUGAAAUUUCCAUCUACAUCAGCUUCUAUAUCCAGUGCAUUUUCAAAUUUGAAGAUUCUGGCACUUAAUCAAACUGAAAUAACAUGGACAGAGGUUCUUCUCUGUGCUCAAGGAUGGCCAGCACUUGAAGAGUUGUACCUUUCUUCUAAUAGUAUUACAGUUUUGGAAAGGCCCGAUAAUGUCCUGAAGACCCUGAAGUUGUUAGACCUUUCAGACAACCAGUUACUGGAUGGAAAUCAACUGCAUCUAAUAGCACAUCUCCCCAGAUUAGAACAGCUAAUACUUAGAAACACUGGCAUAUCUUCUAUACACUUUCCUGAUGCUGGAUUUGGCUGCAAGACUAAAAUGUUUCCUUCACUAAAACGCCUUGCAAUAAAUGACAAUAAAAUAUCACAGUGGUCAUCUAUCAAUGAGCUUGAUAAACUGCCAAGUUUGCGGUCUCUGCAGUGUAACAAUAACCCUCUCAUGGACACAGAGAAGAACCCAGAGACCCUGAUACAGCUAAUUAUUGCCAAGAUAAGUCAGUUGGAGGUUUUGAAUAACUGUGAGAUCCUUCCUGCUGAAAGAAGAGGAGCAGAGCUUGAUUAUCGCAAAAUAUUUGGAAAUGACUGGUUAGAAGCUGGUGGGCAUUGGGACCCAGAGAAAAACAAACCAAGCAAAGAAUUUCUUGCUGCCCAUCCCAGAUACCCAUCACUCUGUCUUAAAUAUGGUGCACCUGAAGAAGGAGAACUGAAGGGACGACAGCCUUUGACUCUGAAAAAUCAGCUUCUGACUUUGACAAUUAAGUGUCCUGAGAAACCUGAACAGAAGCCAGUAGAGAAAAAGCUACCAGAGUCUAUGACUAUUCAGAAGGUCAAAGGACUGCUCUAUCGCCUAUUUAAAAUUCCUGGUUCAGAACUGAAACUGUCCUACGAAAGUUCUAAACUGGAAGGAAAAGAAGUUGAACUAGACAAUGACUUAAAGCCUUUGCAGUUUUACUCAAUAGAAAGUGGAGACUGUGUGUUAGUACGGUGGUAAGAAGGGACUCUUGCUAGACUGAAGGAAAAGCCGACACAGGAACUGCAGAAGAGUGACAGAGUGGCCGCAGGCAGUAUGGACAGCCUGUGCCUGAACACACCUACGGGCGAAUACGAGUUUCACACGUGGCACCAGAGGGCUGUACAACUGUACUUUCAGCUCCUCAACUCUAUCAUCAGCCUCCCUGAAAGCAUCUACUCAUUUCUCUUACUUGAGAGAUACCAAAUAGUACUUAAAUGCUUUAAUUAAAUAAAACUCAAGGUAACCCUUCUGCCUUCCCACUGCAGCAGUGAGAAUUUGUUUUACUGAACCGAGUACAGGGUUUAGUUGUGAUCUCUUUGCUUACAAGACAAGAUUAGUGCUGCACUGAGAGGCUACUUGCUCUUUGUUUUCACCUACGUCCAGCAACCUUAAAGCAAAUGAAACCCAGCAGUAAUUUUAGAAGUACCUACACAGCCUUAGACUAUUAAAAGUCAAAAUCUGACAGACCUUUAUUCUAUCCUACAGUGUUAACAUACCAUAGUAUAAAUAAGUUCCCAGCACACUGCAAGGCAAUGCUACUUAUUUUACAUUCUUUAGUGUGCUGGUCCUCAAUCUUACUUUACUUUCCCUUGUGUAACCUCAGAUUCAUAUCUAAUAACACAGUGAGUUCUCAGAAAUCCCUCCUAAGUUUGCAGUACUUGAAGAUUUGGUAUAAGCAAACUUUGAUACUGUUUUUAUCUAAAAUGGCAAUGGUAUAAACAAAGUAAGUGUAAAUCCUAACCCCCAUUGCUGUCCCAGCCCCUGCACAGAUGAGGGCAACCCUUUAGACAGCACAGAACCUGCUGCAGCAAGACUUACCGGAUGCCCUGGUGCUGAGCACAGCUCUCCACUGGAUCCUGGUACUGCUCUAUACUGAGUUAAAUCAGUAAUUCUUUAAUUUACAAAAGACAGGCUAGUUGGCAUUCUUAAGUGCAUUUAUUAAUUACAAGUAGGUCUUUACCUUUAUAUAAAAAGGAAAUCUUUUUAUCUUAAGCAUUUUGGUUUUUGUCAGAUCAAUCUAUACUAUAGAAAAUGAAUAGUAUCAGUCCACUUCUAGUUAUCAAAAGGGAUGUGCAAAUAUUGUUAUGCUUAAGUUGAAACCCAACAUUAAAAGGUACCUUAAUAUUUCUUAUUGUUCCUGGAAUAAAUCGAAAUGUACACUUUUCCAUGAUCAUUAUACACUACCCUGUUUUCCAAGGCAAGUCCAUCAUCUUUCUUCACAUCUACAUGGAUCUCCACACAGUUCCUUUAAUCUCCACAGCUCUUUCAGUUCCUGGGGAGAGUACUGGGGGGAAGACAGCAUGCCACUCUCACAUGUCUUCUCACACAACCAAAGACCAUCCUGUUAGAGAGAGAACCAUUUCAAUUUAGUCCCCAGGAAUUUUCACUUUCAAGAAUCGGGUGUUCUUUGUUUACAGCAACAAACUUUGCACACAAAGGUCCCCAAAUGAUCUGCUCGACCUAAUCAGAGAACCUGAGAGGUAGGGAUGGCAUCUGCAGGUGGUUUGUGGGGGUUUUGUGGUUUAUCUUUGAAAUGCAUCUUCGAAUUUUGGUGGUUUUUUUCCCUCUGGAUUUUAAUUCAAUGGUUGUUUCAAUUUCUUUUUAAAAACAAAACGUUUCCCCUAUUUUAUGCUACUUGGAACAGGCAUGUUCUCUUUCUGUAAGAUCAGACAAUUCCUUCAGACUUACUUGAUAUCGCUUGGGUCCUACAGCUGCCAUCCAGAUGCCCAUGCUUACAUCUUCACCCUGAGAUGACACAUUAAAAUAAAAAAUACAGAUAUUAGCAUCAGGAAAGCAUAAAGCAUGACUUGGUGACCUGGAAUAAGUUGCAUCAUCUACCAGCACUAAUGAAUGGUAGCUACAAAAACCUACGUCUGACUAUGUUAGGGCUAUUAAAUUAAUCCUCCCAGCUUUCUUGUGUUAAUACAUUGUUCUUAGAAGAACAGAGUACAGAAACAAAGAUUACAGCUCCCAAGGUUCUCAGUACAAAACAUCUAACAUUUGUGCUUUGACCUAGAACAGACACUAAGUGUAGAGACCACAAACAUUCCAAAGCCGUCAUUAGCCAGGAGAACCCAACACUAAUACUUGAGCAAUGUUCUUUCCAACUCAUUCAAUCACUAAAAAAAAUCACUAAACUGUGUCAAGACCAGUUUAAGACAGUCAACCUGAACCAACUCUUUAUUACCUGGUAUGUCUUUAACCUUUCAGAGUUGCUUGCCAGCCACUGAACAAUGUCUUUGGAGAUGACAUAGCCGGACCCACAAGCAAAGGCUGGAUAUGCAGGACUUGGAUACUCCAGCUCUUGCCAUUUCCCAGUUCGAUCAACUGCCCAAUUUAGUCUGAAACUGAAGACCAUGUUAGGUAUGAGAUGAUUAUAGAGAGCCCUCUGUGGAACCUAUGAACAUUGCUAACAAUUGUAAGUAACACUGACAACAAACAGUGCUAAGAGGAAGAAGUAGAAGGUGAUCCUAAUUAUAGUUCCUAGCCUCAUUUCUCUAGGGCACACAUCUAAUUGAACACAAGUGCUUAAAUCAUAACUAUUGUUUGGUGUCAGUCUUGGGUAAUAAGAGAAAGUUCUCAGAACAGAAACCAAUAUUGACACAGUCAGGUCUUCAGCAUGCUGCACCUUGCUGCUGGGUUUUGAUCCAGGAAAGCACAUGCAUCCUUACCUAUGUUCUGUAACAGGCACAUCUGUGUCCUGUUAAUUAACCCCUUUCAUGAAUCAACAUGACACAAAGUCAGUGCCUCCAGCAGGCAUGGCGAUACAGUGAUGUUAUACAACCCAUUUUCCUGAUAAAACUAGUGGCUGCUUAAAAACCAGGAAGCAAUAUGUACCUUCUCUAAGCCUUUUUCCAAAUGAAACUCCACAAAGCGGAUGUUCAAAGGCUGCCAUCACUGAAUUACAAAAAAACCUUCCUGGCAGUGGUGUCCUCUAAGGAAGACUUUAUUCACUACUAGAGGCCUGCAGAAAGCCAGUAGUGCUCUGUCUGCAGACAAACUCCCAGCCCCGGGCAGCAUGGCAGAGCUCACUGCCACACCAUGUGUCACUAUGGACCCUGUCAAACAGCCAUGUGAGGCAGAGAGAAGCAUCCUGCUUUUCCUUUUUGGGAACAGGCUGGUAUUGCACUCCCCUGGCCUUACAAAUACUUCAUGCACUCAUAGCUAAGUGGCAUUAACUGUGUCAAUGCAGCAGGUUCUCCCCAUUUUACAAACAGGUUCAGCAUUGGUGAGUUCAGUCAUGAGCACAGCAGCUGAAAGCUUUAGUGAGCUACUAAGAAUUGUCACCUCAGACAACAGCCCUGAAAGGGAGAAAUUACAGCUGAGUGGCAGAUCUGUUAUCAGACUCAGCACAUUCUCAGCAUAAGCUGACAUGUUAAAGCACCAAAGAGAUAGAAGUCACAUCUGAUACCUCAAUUCACUUUAGACUCAGUAUUUUCCACUCUUUUGAAUCACAGCAGGAAGGGUGCAACCGCCUCCAGACUGAGAAGCACGUGCUUUGAUAAUCAUUUUAUACUUCCAUAGUUAUUUCAGCAUUGUUCUCUACACUUCACACUUGCCUUAGCUAAAGACUGACUAUUAGAGAAUUUACACGUGAAGAUGUCACCCUUACAGAUCUUUGAGAUAACCACAAGAUAACCAGCUAUUUCACACACACUUGACCACGCACCUUAUUAAAUCACUUUAUGAGUAAGCAACAGUCAGUACCAGAUUUGUCAAGCAAAGUAGCAAAGGCCUGUUUUUCCUCAGUAAGCAGAUGGCAACAGGAAGGCCCAUUGUGCCAUUAUGCUAUGUUGACUGUUAUAGUAGUGUAGAGUUUCUGCUAUACUGGAUGCUAUACCAGAGCUGCAAUGCAUCCCAUGAAUGGAAAGGAACCUGUAGACUAUUUUGAUCCUCCUAGUUAUUCACAACUGUGUAAUACAGGCUGGGAAAGUUCACUCAAAAAUUCACUGAUCAGAUCUACUGUCUCAAACAGCAGCAAAAAUGGGUAGCAAUGCCUGUCACUCACAGAUGUCAAAAUAAAGUGCAGACCAUAAAGGAAAUUUUGUUUCUCCUGUUCACCCCAUCUCCUCAAGCCCACCAGAAAAAUCACAAAAAGUAAUGUUUACAGUUCUUUAGUAUGCACGUGCCUUUUAACCUCACUGUGUUGCUGGAAUACUUUUAUUUACUUAAGUACCAUGACAAAGAUGCCUAUAACACAUUUUGAAACUAGCACAUUUUGAUAAUCAGCAAGUUUAACUCACUGUAAAGGCACACUCUGGAAAGUUACUGUAAAUGACUAGUUUCUGUCUUCUGAGAUUCAAAGUUCUCACAUAUACAGAAGUCCCGCCUUUUAUAACUGGCUUCCUUACGCAGAAAAGGGAAACCCACAUGAAAAUAGACUUAAAUCACUAAACUGUUCACUAAAGACAUGCUAUCUCCUAAAGACAAGUUUGGAAAAUAACUCACUUCCCCCACCAAAUGUUUGGCCUGUCCAAUUUUUUCUGCAUUAUCCUGUUAAAAACAGCCUCCAAAUCAAUGUAACAGUCGUCGUCCGUCUUCAGCAACAAGUCAAAACUUGUUGAUUCAACUGUCCUGCAGCCAAAAAGAAAAGUGAUGAGAUGCUGAGCAACACACCACAAUCUACAGAUACGCAAUACAAGGUUCUGCAAAAGUUUUUUGGGAAGCAGAGGGAGAAGGAAAAGGGAAGGAACGUCUUUCCUACCCUUGACUUUUACAUGUUUUCUCUAUCAACCAAGGCUGACCUGCUUGUCCUACAGAAAGGAGAUGCAGCUGCAUCCGAGGAUAAUCUUACACCAUGGACUUGUGCAUGAGCUGAAGAAAACAAAGUUUUGUUCUCCGGGACAGAUGGUGGAUUUAUUAAUGAAUCUGUCUUAAACAGUGUUGACUUCAGGAGGAUAUGAAUCCCUGAUGAUGAUGGCAGCACAGCUGUUAAAAGCCACUGGCUACACGUCAGUAGCCUACUUUCAGGAUGAGACAGUCAGUUCAAGGUAAUGAGAAGGUUGUAGGUUUUACCAAACAUCUGUGGAAGUAACUCUGUACUUACUCCUUCUCAGUAAAAGCACCCUUCAAAUAUGAAAAAUGUAAUCUUUAACUGUCUGCAAUAGUUGAAUGUCUGACACUCAUAGAAUAACCAAAAAAAGCUUGAGAUUUUAUAGAUCAUGGCUGAGUUGGUUACAAACAUUGCUUUUAAGGGUAAUUUCUCAUAACAAGAAAGGCAUUUUUUAAAGCCUUUUAUUACUAAAUCUUGAAGUAUUGCUAAUCUGUAAGAAAUGACCACGAAGAUCUAAGUCUUGACAUUUAAACUCACUUUUAGAACUGAAAGCAUGGUUCAGUUUUUCAGUUACAUUCAUAACCAUGAAAUUUGUUAAAUAAAUGCAUAAUCUUGCAAGCAGCUAAACUGAAUUCUGGCUAAAUUACAACUGUCAGCUAUAUUUCUUACUCCACAGCAACAUCAAUUAAUUGAAACGGUUGCCUCAGAGUAACGGAAAUAAUUGAAAAUUAGAGGUAAUAACUUAUUAGAUUCAUCACAGACAAUGUGUUACACUAUGAAAAAUUCUUCCUAUAAACCUUCUGCCUCCCCCCCCAAGUUUCCCAUCCUUCCCUGCAACUCAGCACUGAUGCAGCCACAUCUAGACUACAGUGUGCAGUCUUAGACUCUUCAGUACAAGAGGGACACAGACAUACUGGGUGGAGAAUCCAGCAAGGGCCAUCAAGAUGAUUAAGGGGCUGAAGCAUCUCUCCAAUGAGGAAAGGUGAGAGAGCUGAGACUGUUCAGCCUGAAGAAGAAAAGGCUUGGAGAGAGCUCAUUAAUGUAUAAAUACCUGAAGGGAGGGUGUAAAGAGGUGGAGCCAAGCUCUUUUCAGUGGUGUCCAGGACAAGAGGCAAUGGCCACAAACUGAAACACUAAGUUAAGUACACAAACUGGCCAAAAGCCAUCCUUUGAAAGACUAAAACUGCUAGUUUUCAGUUAGAUACAAAUUAAAAGAAAUUACAAGGAGACAUGACAAUUUUCACACCUGGACUCUUAGGGCAGAAGCCUGUCCUGCCAGCUCAUGCUUACUUGAAGCACCAAUGGUCAGCAUUCAAGACUAUAGGUGUUGUUAUUUUACUCACUACAUGCACCCAAAACUGUGAGAGAGAAAUACAACCUGAUGAAGUAAAUCACAUAAGGCAUAUAUUUCAUGGAGCCUAUGCUAGAUCAUCUUGCACUACAGACAGCAACAUUCUAAACAGAAAACACUUUAUUUUCAACUUACCAUCGGUAGAAGUUCAGCAGUUUGGUGGGAACAUUUCUGUAAGUGUCAAUAACAUCUACAAAAACAAUAUCAUCAUAGGUACUGCUUUCUUCCUUCAAUAAAGUAUCUUCUUUCUCAAGGUUUUUUAUGUGACUUGUAAACCUUUCCAGGCGAGUAUGGAGGUUUUGUAAAAGAGCAUCACCUUCUGAAAGAAACAACACCCAUCAUUAAAUAAAGAUGCACAUCUACAUACUA
Molecule: messenger RNA, 7955 nt
Organism: Pipra filicauda (Wire-tailed manakin)
Lineage: Eukaryota; Metazoa; Chordata; Aves; Passeriformes; Pipridae
Product: tubulin-specific chaperone E
Exons: 15
Coding region: 1-1440 (479 amino acids)
Molecular function (GO): protein binding
Source: RefSeq, a predicted model, not a curated record